CGUACCUGAUUGGCUUAACUACCGGAAGUAAACAUCAUGUGACUUUGCGUCAGCUGAUCCAGCGUAGACAUCUUUACAGUCACGACUGCAGCGAUUAAUUCAAACCUUCUCAUCUGUGAUUCUCGGGCCCCGGCGGAUCAUUGACAGCAGCGACCAUGGCGCUCAGCGAUGCAGACGUACAGAAGCAGAUCAAACACAUGAUGGCCUUCAUUGAACAGGAGGCCAAUGAGAAGGCAGAGGAAAUUGAUGCAAAGGCAGAGGAAGAGUUCAACAUUGAGAAGGGCCGUCUGGUCCAGACCCAGAGGCUGAAGAUAAUGGAGUACUAUGAGAAGAAAGAGAAGCAGAUUGAGCAACAGAAGAAGAUUCAAAUGUCAAACCUGAUGAACCAGGCUCGACUGAAGGUGCUGAAGGCUCGCGAUGAUAUGAUCUCGGAAAUGCAAAACGAGGCUCGCCAGCGGCUUGCAAACAUCGCAAAAGACCCAGCAAGGUACCAAUCUCUUUUGGAUGGACUGAUCCUGCAGGGGUUUUAUCAGAUGCUGGAGCAGAAAGUGACCAUCCGCUGCCGUAAACAGGACGUUCAGUUGGUGCAGACUUCCAUCCAGAAGAACAUCCCCGUCUACAAAGCAGCUGUGAAGACCAACCUGGAGGUCCGCAUUGACCAGGACAACUUCCUCUCCCCAGACGUGUCUGGAGGUGUUGAGAUCUACAACGGUAAUGGGAAGAUUAAAGUGUCCAACACCCUGGAGAGCAGACUGGACCUCAUGGCUCAGCAGAUGAUGCCCGAAAUCCGAGUGGCUCUCUUCGGCGCCAACCCAAACCGCAAGUUUCUGGACUGAGAACCUCAGCUGUGUCUGAGACAGAACUUUCCUUUUUAUUUCGUCACAAGAAAAAAACGUCAUUCCUUUGUAUGUGAAUUGAAAUUUCCAAUGCCGAAGUGACAAGUUGUUGUUUUUGUUUGUUUGAUGGUUUGUUUUUUUUCUUUCGUGAUGUAUUGCUGUACUUUUCUGUGCAUUAAGGGAAAUGAUACAUGCUGCAACUCGGCAUUACAGAUGUGCACGGAGGGCGCUGCGCAGCUGUGAGGACCGGUGCGCGCCGCUUUCGCCCUCGCCGUGGUUUCAGUUCACAGUGAUUCGUCAGGGACCGGGUCAUUGGCUGGAUGUUUAACAGGUUUCCUUAAUUGGAUCAGGCUUCAUGACAAACACGGCUUCUGUGUCACACUUUUACUGGUUUUAUUCUCCUCUGCAGCACAUUAUAAGUUGCACGGGGCAUUGUGUGUCUUAAUUCGUGUCUGCUCCAAACCAGUCGCAAAACUAAUCAAUGGUAUCCUAGAAACAAAUCUGAAAACUGUACAUGACCCUACGAGGAUAAAUUAUUGUUAGUUGUACGUUGUUCUGCCAGGACUUAAAGGAGCGGCUGAUAUCAUUCCAGAAGGUGCACUGUAUGUAUAUGAGGUUUCCAGAUUAAAUUAUAUGUGUAUGUGUGUUUGUUUUUUGCCUCGCUGAAAGUGUUAUACUGAGUAAAGGUAAAAAAGAAAAUAAAACUAUAAAUCAUCA
Molecule: messenger RNA, 1553 nt
Organism: Cololabis saira (Pacific saury)
Lineage: Eukaryota; Metazoa; Chordata; Actinopteri; Beloniformes; Belonidae
Product: V-type proton ATPase subunit E 1-like
Exons: 10
Coding region: 156-836 (226 amino acids)
Biological process (GO): proton transmembrane transport
Cellular component (GO): proton-transporting two-sector ATPase complex, catalytic domain
Molecular function (GO): proton-transporting ATPase activity, rotational mechanism
Source: RefSeq, a predicted model, not a curated record